Messenger RNA from Miscanthus lutarioriparius, 1542 nucleotides. Lineage: Eukaryota; Viridiplantae; Streptophyta; Magnoliopsida; Poales; Poaceae. The record is from the annotation of a GenBank genome assembly.
AUGGAGUACGAGCGCAUUGAGAAGCCGUUCCCCGUCCAGGGCGGCGGGUUCUCGCCCAAGCGCCUGCGCGCGAUGCUGCUGGGGGUGGACAAGCGCCGCAAGGGGCAGCAGGACGGCGGCGCCGACGAGGAGGAGGACGACGGCGGCGGCGACUAUGGCGUCGUGCCCAAGGACCACGCCAGAUCCGACGCCGGCGACGGUGGCGGAGGCACUGUGUGCGAAGAAUACAAGGACGUCGACGUGGUGAGCACCAUCUCAGAGUCCUCAUCCUCCCUGGAGACAGGGGGCGGGCACCGGUCCCGAGACGCCCACCCCGUCCCCAUGGGCUCUAGGAUCAGGGUGCCCGAAGAGGACUCGUGCGACUCCGAGAGCGUGGCGUCCAACUUUGAGUUCCACAAGGAGCGGGGGGCCACCGCCCGGUCAGCGGCGGCAUCGGUCGUCCCUCCAUUCUCAAAGCCUGCACCAUCAAAGUGGGACGAUGCACAGAAAUGGAUCGCCAGCCCGACGACAAACCGUCCUAGCAGGGGUGGCGGUGGGGCUCCUGUACCUAAGAAGAUAGAGAAGCCUAGCGCUGGCAUCGGGAGGUUGCCAGCGACCAAGGUUGUGUUGGAGGCCACAGAGGAGAUAGAUACUAAGAGGAUUGAUCCAAGCCAAGAGAAGAGGGAAAUUGGGUGGCAGAAAGCGGUGAGUUGGGCGCCGCCCGACCCCUGUCCGGAAGUGGAGCCUUGUCCAAAGACUACACUUGCUGCAGAAAGUACAAUGGCUGCUUCGGCUGUUACUUUUAACCGUCAUGAUGCAUCCACCACGCUUCAAAGUGCAACAACAUGCAUACCUCCUCCAUCGACAGUUCGGUCAGUGUCAAUGAGGGAUAUGGGCACAGAAAUGACUCCUAUUGCAAGCCAAGAACCAUCUCGGACAGGAACACCGGUGAGAGCAACGAGUCCAAAUUGUUCUCGGCCAACAACUCCACGAAGGACGUUAGGCCCCAAUGCAAUUAGUGCUGUUAUCAGCCACGGAGAAUAUAGCAAUUCGGAAUUAAGUGAACAGGAACUGCAAACAAAAACUAGGAGGGAGAUAAUGCUUCUUGGCACACAGCUAGGUAAGACCAAUAUUGCAGCAUGGGCAAGCAAGAAGGAAGAGGAAAAAGAUGCAUCACUUUCACUGAAAACAGUGCUCGUGGACCAAUCAACACAGAACAUAACUGCAAUCCGUGCAGCUGCAUGGGAAGAGGCAGAGAAGGCCAAAUAUUUAGCAAGAUUCAAACGAGAAGAGAUCAAGAUCCAGGCUUGGGAGGAUCAUCAGAAAGCCCAAAUAGAAGCUGAAAUGAGAAAAAUUGAGGUUGAGGUGGAGCGGAUGCGUGCCCGUGCACAAGACAAGCUGAUGACCCAGCUCGCAUCGGCGAGGCACAACGCAGACGAGAAGCGUGCCGCUGCAGAGCUGAAAAGGAACCGUGCAGCUGCAAGGACGGCUGAACAGGCAGAGCACAUCAGGAGAACCGGCCGGGUGCCGCCUUCGUUUGGCUGCUGGAACUGGUGCUCGUAG